AUGUCUCUGCCGGUCUCCAGCUCCUCAAGUGGAACAUCCCAUUUCAAAUUUGUGAUGGGUGGUAUACAAUCGGAAGCUCGGAGCCAUGCUAUGAAGGAGCACUGGAAGCGGCGAAAUCAGCACAGGGAGGCGAAUAAGCAUAUCCGAAAGAGAUCAUCUCGAACCUUGCUUCCGCGCUCGACGAGUAGCUCUUCAGGGAUGCAACAGGAUGAGGACUCCGACGUAAUCGAGAACCAAGAAGAAAAUCACGGCAUUCCAGCUCAGCUAUUGUGCGGUACGAGUUGUGCGCUGUCGAGCUCGAGGCCUGACCCAUUCCAGACGUGUCCUGUUCACUUGACGAGCCAGCAUCAGAAACUUUUGCAUCACUGGAUUAGCACUCAUGCAGCUAUGAUGUUCGAAAAUUUGGAUGUCACCGAAUUCAAUCCGAUGAAGGAUGUUUGGUUCCCACUGGACCUUUCAAAUUCUUCUUCUUUCAAUUGCAUCAUGGCGCAUUCAGCUGCACAUUUAUCUCACCUAUACGCCGGCACUCCCCCGGGACGAGGAACGAAUUCUUCUGAUGCCUUGAAAUAUAAGAUCGAGGCUGUCCGAAUACUACGCCUUUGGUUAAGCGAUCCUGAGAAAGAGCUAAGCGAUGACUCUUUUGCUGCUGUUGUUCGUCUGCUCACGUUUGAGCGAUACUGGGGUACAGUGGAAGACUGGAAAAUCCAUCGUGAUGGCUUACAGAGAAUGAUUGACGCCAAAGGUGGUGUCCAAGCGCUCCACCAGAAUUGGCGGUUGGAACUUGUGGUUUAUCUGUAG
Messenger RNA from Penicillium pulvis, 798 nucleotides. RefSeq lists its product as uncharacterized. The record is from RefSeq and is a predicted model, not a curated record. The transcript is spliced from 3 exons. Bases 1 to 798 code for a protein of 265 amino acids. Lineage: Eukaryota; Fungi; Ascomycota; Eurotiomycetes; Eurotiales; Aspergillaceae.